AUGAAGAUAAAAAUUCUGAAGUGGCAUGCUGUGGCUUCAUGGACCUGGGAUGCUCAGGACGAAACGUGUGGGAUCUGUAGAAUGGCUUUCGAUGGCUGUUGUCCGGACUGCAAAUUUCCUGGUGACGACUGCCCGUUGAUUUGGGGUGCCUGUAACCAUGCUUUCCAUCUUCAUUGCAUACUCAAAUGGGUUAACUCACAGACACCUCAACCACACUGUCCAAUAUGCCGCAGAGAAUGGCAGUUUAAAGCUUAAACUUCUUACAAGUUUGUCAUAAUCUAGAGAGCCUGAAGAACAUUUUGAUGUGUUCUUGAGUUGAAAAGUUCUUGUACCAUACACAAAUGUCCAUUUCUUUUGCCUAGGUCUUGAUCGUAUUCCCAAGGAUGAACCUAAGAAGUGUUGAACACUUUACAGCAUUCUUGGGUACACUAUCUGAACUUCGACCGCAUCACCCAUUGCUUCAUGGUUGAAGAGAGUUGGAGCUUUUGUUGCGGUCAUCUUUGCUUGAGUUGGAACGAUACUUGACGAUCUUUUAGCGACAUUUGUGGAGCCAUAAACUAGCACAGGUUUGGAGGAUGUUGAGAGGAUGACACCAAGUGGGUUUAGAGGAUGUCUCAGAUUAUUCAAGUUACCAUAUCAACUCAAACAUAUUAAUUUUCUGAAUUGUGUUAUUUAUAUUAAUAAUAAAAUUAUACAAGUGAUAUAAUAUUUAUGAUGCUGUUUAGGAAAUAAUUUUAUAUAAUAUAAAAAGAAAUAGGAGAACUGGAAUAUUAUAAAAAUAUAAGAAACUCUAGCACCAAACUGCAAAUUUGCAAGCCAACGAUAUGAAUUGGCCUUCUUCGUUUAUUGGACGCAACUUCGCGAUACACAUAACGCGCGUGGAACCCCAGAAAUUAGGGCCGCACAACUCGGCAUCGCAUUCGCCGUCGGAGAAGAUUGAAGAUGGAUUCUAGCAGGCGUCAAAGUGGAAUUCAACAAUUGUUGGCUGCAGAGCAGGAAGCACAACACAUUGUCAAUGAGGCUAGAAAUGCUAAACUUGCCAGGCUGAAGCAGGCGAAAGAAGAGGCAGAGAAGGAGGUCGCUGCAUACCGUGCACAAAUGGAAGCUGAAUUCCAGAGGAAGCUUGCUCAGAGCAGUGGAGAUUCCGGUGCUAAUGUUAAGCGACUCGAACAAGAAACUGAUGAGAAGAUCCAGCACCUCAACUCACAAGCAGAAAAUAUUUCUCACGAUGUGGCUCAAAUGCUUCUGAAGCACGUCACCACCGUGAAGAACUAGGCAUUGAGAUCGACUGGUUUAAGUAUUUCGAACAGUAAAUCACGGGAUUUAUUGAGACAGGAUGCUUGUUUUUACACCUGAUGUUGUGUUCCUCCUUCCCUUGAAUAAACAAAGAGGUCAUCAAACUUUGCUACAUUGAGCUAUUGGCAAGAUUAUCAUCAUAUAAAUGAAUGCAAAAGUCGUUUGUUA
Zingiber officinale is the source of this 1464-nucleotide messenger RNA. Its product is annotated as anaphase-promoting complex subunit 11. The transcript has 5 exons. Gene Ontology annotation, molecular function: cullin family protein binding; zinc ion binding; ubiquitin protein ligase activity. Gene Ontology annotation, cellular component: anaphase-promoting complex; nucleus. The coding region runs from base 1 to 255 and encodes 84 amino acids. NCBI's taxonomy places the organism in Eukaryota, Viridiplantae, Streptophyta, Magnoliopsida, Zingiberales, Zingiberaceae. The record is from RefSeq and is a predicted model, not a curated record. Gene Ontology annotation, biological process: protein ubiquitination; anaphase-promoting complex-dependent catabolic process; positive regulation of mitotic metaphase/anaphase transition.